UCGAUCAAUUUAUCUUUUUCCUCGAAAUUAUCUAUAUGCCAACUUCAUCGAAAGCAGAAAUUUUAUCACUUUAUCGUGGUUUUCUUCGUAUUAUUGAGAAUUGGCCAAAUGAUUAUUUACGACCGAACCGGAAUUUAAAACAUGUAUUAUAUUUACGUGUCACAGAAGGGUUUAGGCAAAACACGGUUGUAAAAUCUCCACACAUAUAUAAUAGUUUGGUUUCAAACGCUGAAAAAGAAUUGAAUGCUUUAAGAGUAUUGGAAGAAAAUGAAUUUAAGGAGAAAUAUCCUCUUUCGGAUAAAAUGUAUAGGCCGGCAGCAAAUCCUAGAUAUUAUUUUGGACUUCUUGCAGAAUUAGAUAAAGCUGCUAAACAAAAACAAAUAGAUGAUUCAACGCCACCUUCAUGGUGGAGAAGACUUUUCGGUUUGGGUCAUUACAAAGAGCUUUAACAUAAACUUUUUAGAUACUGAGAAUGAACAUUAUAAAAAAUUUUGUAAUUUAAUUUUGGAUACAAAAUAAUAAUUAUGAAUUAUCAUUAAGGCUAAUUCUUUUUUUCAUAAUUGGCCAUCUAUGCCAAUUCCAUUUCAGUGUUCCACUAAUUCGCAUUGGCUUGCCUUCGUAUAAUAUUUUACCU
Molecule: messenger RNA, 634 nt
Organism: Rhizophagus irregularis DAOM 181602=DAOM 197198
Lineage: Eukaryota; Fungi; Glomeromycota; Glomeromycetes; Glomerales; Glomeraceae
Biological process (GO): mitochondrial respiratory chain complex III assembly
Cellular component (GO): mitochondrion; Cbp3p-Cbp6 complex
Molecular function (GO): ribosome binding
Source: RefSeq, a predicted model, not a curated record